AUGAAAUCUGUUCCAUACGUAUGUUAUGGUAAUUGUUUGUACAUUGAGUCUAAAAUAGCUAAUGUCACAGGCAUUUCAGGAGUUAAUAGUAAAGGUUCAGUAGAAUAUAAAUCCUUCUGUUAUGCAGUCAAUUCAAUGUUCAUUCCAAACGUUCCUGUCAUAGCAACUCAUUUAGGUAAAUGGGUUCGCAUUAGUCCUCAUAAUUUGAAAGACAUGCAAUUCAGACUUGUUGACUUUCAAGGAGAGCCUGUAGAACUGAAGGCGCCAGUGCGAAUGACUGUUGAAGUUGACUUUUUAGAAAAUAUUAAAUGCAACAGCUUACAAGAGAACUCAGAGCUAAAAAUAUAA
Messenger RNA from Trichomonas vaginalis G3, 348 nucleotides. RefSeq lists its product as uncharacterized. The record is from RefSeq and is a predicted model, not a curated record. Bases 1 to 348 code for a protein of 115 amino acids. The transcript has a single exon. Lineage: Eukaryota; Parabasalia; Trichomonadida; Trichomonadidae.